Molecule: messenger RNA, 1358 nt
Organism: Columba livia (rock pigeon)
Lineage: Eukaryota; Metazoa; Chordata; Aves; Columbiformes; Columbidae
Gene: NMI
Product: N-myc and STAT interactor
Exons: 11
Cellular component (GO): cytoplasm
Source: RefSeq, a predicted model, not a curated record
CCCCGUUUUCUGUAGCGCACACGGACUGAUUAUCAGGGACUCCUCGGGGCUCGGCAGCCGAGGGCGGGUGUGACACAAGCGGGAGGACGGAGCCACCACCUUCCCUACGUCAUUUCGGGGAAGAAACCGAAAGCGGCGCCGGAGGCUGCUGGGCAGGGACCCGCGGCUGCGACCCAGCGCUCCGGAGCUGGGUUUCAAUGGAUUUAACAAGUCCGCCACUAUCUUUACAAGAUAAUGGUUUCAGUGUGACAACCACUGACUCUUUUGGGACACCGAAAGAUGAGAUGGAAAGACUUAAGGAAGAACUGGAGAAAUGGAAGGCAAAAGUUGAAAAAGCUGAACAAGCAAAAGCUGACCUUCUACUCUGUAAAGUAAGUGCUGAUGAAGAGUAUAUUAAAGCAGAGGAGAAGCUGAUACAGCUAAAGAACCUCCAAGAGAAACAGCACAAGGACAUGAUGAUGUCUAGGGACACCUAUGAGAGAAAAAUCUUUGCACUAAACCAAGGGAACGCUGAGCUGAAGAAAGAGAUUGACAAGCUGCGGGGGGACCUCGCAGGGUGCAGUUCGGUGCUUUCGCGGGCCGGGCAGAUUAAAAAAAAAGUAGCAGAAAUGAAAAUGAAGUUCAGUCACAUGGAAGACAUGAAGGAUGAUUAUCCAGAUGUGAACACUCACUGCGUUUUUGGUGUAGCUACAAAAAUCCCAUUCAGACUGAAUCAAAACCAGGCCCUGCUCACUUUUGAAGAUGAAGAAGUUACGUUGAGACUGAUAAAGAUGGGUAAACAUACUGUGAACCUGGACAGCAAAAUAACAGAUGUGCACGUGAAGCCUUUUACACUUGAAAUGGGAAUCAAAUUUGAGCUCCAUGUCACUAUUUCUGGCAAGAAGAUCAACGUUUCAGACAUACCCGAGUUAUCCAUUCCUGAGGACUGGAUGAGAGACAAGUUAGAGCUCAAUUUCUACAAAUCUAAACAGGGAGGAGGAGGAGAAGUAGAAAACGUGAGCUACGACAGGCAGUCUGGAACAGCUGUUGUCACGUUCCUCACACCCGGAGCAGCCAAUGGCUUUGUGAGAUGUACUGAAUAUCCCUUCUUUGUAAAUGGAAGGUGCUACAGGCUUUCUGUUUCCCCAAACAGCUGCACACACUUGGAAAAGUUUCAGCUCUAUUGUGGUGUUUCCAAGAAGACCAUUCUGUUGAAAGGAAUUCAAGAGAUAGAAGAUGAUGAAGAAAGCAUACAGGACAUGAUUGAAAUUCAUUUUCAGAAGCCUAGUAAUAAUGGUGGGGAAAUAGAGAAAAUCAAAUAUGUAUCAAAAGGAGUAACAUGCGUUUGUUUUGAGGAGGAUACUUAGAAUGCCACAUAG